CCGAUUCUGUCUAUUUCAUAUAUAUCAUUCUACAAUGAAAUCGUUGAACUUCAGAUAAAAAAAACAAUAGACUGAUUAUCUACUAUCAUUUAAAUUUACUUAACUAAUUAUACGUAUUUUAGUAGAUUUCAUGUUAGUGUUAUAUAUACAGAAAUAUUAUGGAUGACUCUAAUUUUAUAAACUUUGGUGCUGGACCUACACAACUACCAAAGCAGUAACGAUUCAGUGUGUACGAAUACAAAUCAAAAUACAAAAGAACUACAAUAAUAUGAAGCUUUCGUCAAUAGAAGCACAAGUUUUGAAAUAUUCCUGCUUUAAAGUUGAAGACGAUAUUUAUUGCUUCAUAUUAAAUGUGCUUAGGUACUUGAAGAAAUCCAAAGUGAAAUGCUAUCAUAUGAAAACAUUGGAAUAAGUAUUAUUGAACUGAGUCAUAGAAGUACAGAAUUUGGUGAACUGAAUAAAAAGGCGCAAGAAACAUUGAGGAAUUUACUAAAUAUUCCAUCAAAUUACAAAGUACUUUUUGUUCCUGGUGGUGGCCAAGGAGCGUUUUCAGCUAUACCAAUCAAUUUAAUUGGAAAAACAGGUAGUGCAGAUUACUUAGUUACUGGAACAUGGUCAAAAAUUGCUGCCGAAGAAGCUAAAAAGUAUGGGAAUAUAAACAUUGCAGUAAAACUUGAUACAAACGGUAGUAUUCCAGAUCCAAAAACAUGGAAACUGGAUCCAAAUGCUUCCUAUGUGUUUUACUGUGAUAAUGACACAAUUGACGGUGUUGAAUUUCCAUUUGUACCAGAUACCAAUAAUGUUCCGUUGGUAGUGGACAUGUGCUCAAAUCUUUUAACAAAACAAAUAGACGUAUCAAAAUUUGGUGUAAUAUUUGCAGCAUCUCAAAAAAAUUUGGGCACUGCCGGAAUAGCUGUUAUCAUAAUCCGUGAUGAUCUCUUGGGAUAUGCAACAGGAUAUUGUCCCAGUACAUUAAAUUUUACAUUACUGAACCAGUACAAUUCCAUAUUGAACACACCACCGAUAUUUCCAAUUUAUGUUACAAGCAAGAUUGUAGAAUGGGUGAAACAAAACGGAGGACUAGUGACAAUGGAAUCCCAAUGCAGGGAAAAAUCAAAUUUAAUUUACCAAGUGAUUGACAAUUCGAACGAUUUUUACUACACACCUGUUGAUAAAAAUGUACGAAGCAGAAUAAACAUCCCAUUUCGAAUAGGAGGUUCAGGUGGUGACGAAGAAUUGGAGAAAAUAUUUCUAGAAGAAGCUAAAACAGAGAAUAUGAUUGAUCUAAAAGGACACAGAUUAGUAGGAGGGAUAAGAGUUAGUUUAUAUAAUGCCAUAACUAUAGAAAACGUAAAAAAAUUGGUUGCAUUCAUGAUUUAUUUUAAAGACAAAUAUGGAAACAAAUGAUAAUCAUUUGAAACAAGUUUCUGAAUGAAUAUGUCCAAUAAAAUGGUUUUAUUAUUAAUAUUAUUAAAGUAUAAAUAAGAGUAUUCAA
Messenger RNA from Diorhabda carinulata, 1495 nucleotides. RefSeq names its product phosphoserine aminotransferase-like. The record is from RefSeq and is a predicted model, not a curated record. Gene Ontology annotation, cellular component: cytoplasm. Gene Ontology annotation, biological process: L-serine biosynthetic process. The coding region runs from base 385 to 1407 and encodes 340 amino acids. The transcript is spliced from 6 exons. Gene Ontology annotation, molecular function: O-phospho-L-serine:2-oxoglutarate transaminase activity; pyridoxal phosphate binding. NCBI's taxonomy places the organism in Eukaryota, Metazoa, Arthropoda, Insecta, Coleoptera, Chrysomelidae.